This is a messenger RNA of Rhincodon typus (whale shark), 3930 nucleotides long. Its product is annotated as synuclein, alpha interacting protein. Gene Ontology annotation, molecular function: ubiquitin protein ligase binding. NCBI's taxonomy places the organism in Eukaryota, Metazoa, Chordata, Chondrichthyes, Orectolobiformes, Rhincodontidae. The transcript is spliced from 11 exons. Bases 952 to 3720 code for a protein of 922 amino acids. The record is from RefSeq and is a predicted model, not a curated record.
UCAUGAACAAUCCGCUACACCGCUCCUGCCUCUAUCGGGGCCCAUGCAUCCUGCUCGUGUGUAACGGAGCUCUUUAAAAAAAAACCGAAAAGAGAGGCGAGAAACAAUGAAUUCUCAGCAACUGCCUGUUGCUGGGCAUGAAAUCACCCGCCUCUGCAAAGAAAGAAAUUUUGCAGAUCGAGAAGCGGCAUAGCUGCAAACUCCCCGCUUGACUGGAGGAAAUCUUGCUUGGGCUGGCACGAGAGGUUGAGGCGGGGCUCGGCUCUGGGAGGGGGCCGGUGGAAUCGCGAGCGCAGCGCGCAGUGGGAAACAGAAAUCUCCAGGACGAACGGUAACGGCUAACAGCUCACCUGCGGCGGCGGUAAGGAUUCAACCUCAUUCCGUUGGCGAGGUGACAGAAAGGACCCGUUUGAAGUUCGAACACGGGUUCGGAUUCUCUCCUUUCCAUGAUUGGAACUGUUUACCGUUAGGAACGACGGAGAUAAUCGAUUCCGAACUUCAAACAAAGGAGCGGGGGCGGGAUCUGUCACCCUGCGCUGGUCGCUUACUGUGUGGCCAUUGGCUAGCGGCUGGCGGUCUCGGUCACUGAUUGGCUGGUUGGCCUGUCAAUCGACCGGAGAUCGGUGUUGAAGUGGUUAGCAUGAAGCGAAGUGUAGUGUACGCGGCUGGAUAUGGACUGGUCAAUAUCUCUGAAUAAACUCCAUGAUAGAAGCAGCGGGCGACUGUGGAACGGGAGGCUGUAGUUGGCGGCAGGUUUGGGUGUACGCUCGGGGUCGGGGAACAGGGCCGAUUUGCUCAAUAACCUGUCACCACCCCUCUCCCGGGGCGCCGGCACUGUGCUAGGAGGGCAACACUCGAUCCCGGGGGUCGGUGGAGCACCCAGUCUCUCUGGAAUUUGCCAGGGAAUUUUGUACUUGGCAAGCAGUUGCCCAAAAUGUGCUUGGAUGAACAAUGGAUACUCCUGAGUAUUUGGAUUUGGAUGCGAUAGAUUUUAGUGAUGAUGUUACUUUUGGAAGCUCUUCAGCAAAAGCCCUCCCUGAAUUAUACAAGAGAUCUGAUAUGCAAAAUGAAGGCCGAAUAGUUUCUAGUUCAAACUGGCCUUCGGGAGGUACAUCAUCAAUCAGCAGUGGAAUAAAAGCGAAAGGUACAGCCGAUGUGUACAGUAAAUUCAGACCUGUGAAAAGAGUUUCACCUCUCAAGCACCAACCAGAAAGCCCUGAAAAUGAUAGAGAUACUGAACAGCAUAAACUCAAGGGUAACUAUAAAAAGCAAGAUGAUACUGAAAAUCCAAGUGAACCUAAUACCUUGUGUUACAACAAUGGACAGUUAUUUAAAAUCAAAGACACUGGCACUAGCAUUUUGCUUGGUGAACUUGAACAUUAUGAUUUGGAUAUGGAUGAAAUUUUGGAUGUGCCUUAUAUUAAAGUAAACCACUUUCCUUCCCAAAGAUGUAGUCCUUUCACAAAGGUUGCCUCAGAGAAAAGGCCAGGCAUGGAAAUGAGAGACGAUGGCAACAGGAUUUGCUCAGCAGUGAAGCAUGAGAAUUCACCAACCAACGUAACGCAAUUUUGUAUUCUGUCACCAGUAAAUAGUUUGGAGUUGAGGAAAGCAAAACCAGUUGUCACAAAACCUCAUAGGCAUGCAACUGACAGCAUAGAGGGCUCCGAAUCACCAGAUGGCUGUGAUGCAAUACAUAAUGCUGAAGCUGAGGGUAAAGAUUUGAGUAGCAGAACUUCAAGCUUGUUUGUUAAUUCACAUGGACAUAAGAUUAGCGGUACUAUGCAAAACUCUCGUCCAAAGACAUUGUCUCUGCAAACCCCAACUGAGAGUAAACUAGAAGAAGGAAAUGCUAAUAAAAAUGGGAUUAGCAUGGGAAGACCUGGAGAGACAAGUGAGGAAGCAAAAAACGUCAAAAGUAUUUUAAACAUAGUCAGAGAAGGACAGAUUUCGUUGCUGCCACAUUUAACUGUUGACAAUCUGGAGAAGAUUCAUGAUGAAAAAGGAAAUAAUCUACUGCACAUUGCAGCCUCUCAAGGACACCUAGAGUGUUUACAACAUCUGACGACUUUAAUGGCAGAGGAAUGCUUGACAGAGCGUAAUAAUGAGAAACUUACCCCAUCUUCCUUGGCAGUAAAGGAAGGGCAGCUUGAAUGUCUGCGUUGGCUGAUGAGUGAAACCGAAGCCAUUGCUGAGUUGAGCCCUUCAGAUGGUUACCCUGCUCUUGUACAUUAUGCUGCAUGCUAUGGACAGGAAAAAGUUCUUCUGUGGCUUCUACAAUAUAUGCAGGAACAAGGAAUAUCUUUGGAUGAAGUUGAUCAGUAUGGAAACACUGCAGCUCAUGUUGCUACCCAACAUGGUCACCUGAGCUGCCUUCAGACCUUAGUCGAAUAUGGAGCAAAUGUGACAAUACAGAAUCAGGAUGGAGAGAAGCCUUCCCAGAGUGCAGAGCGACAUGGACAUACCACUUGUUCACGUUACCUUGUGGUUGUGGAAACCUGUAUGUCUCUAGCAUCACAAGUGGUGAAAUUAACAAAACAACUAAAAGAACAAACAGCAAAGCAGAUCAGCUUGCAAAAUCAACUUCAGCAUUUCCUACAAGACCAGAUGACAGAAGGAGCUGAACCCCAAUCUCCUAGUUCCUCUGUACCAUCCGAAAAUGAUAAGAAAACUCAUUCAUCCUGUGGUCAAAGGAUGCCUGGCAUAAGUACAAACGGGAAUGCAGCUACUUACAACAGUGAAACAAAAUCAAAGGUUACCAAAAAGGGGGUACUGAAACAGAAAGGUGAAGAAGCAGACAAAAUUCUGCGUCAGCUCUUGGGCGAAGAAAUUUCUGGAAAUGUGUGCACACAGGAAAAACUUUCUUUGGAGUUUCAAGAUCAGCAGGAGGCAAGUGUUGUAACAGGGUCUGCAAGGAAAGUUCUGAGAAAUAAAAGGGAACUGAAAUUGACCAGACUGAGAUAUUCUCAGAGAUCCUCCAGUGAGUCAGACACUGACUCCUAUAUCAGUGAAGAUCAGAAGAACUCUCCCAUUAGAAGAGCUGACAAACCACGACCAGAGCCCAUUGUUGAAAAAGAUGAAUACACUGCAAAAGUCCACUUCAUGAUUAAAAAGCAUGCCUCAGCAGUUGGGAGAAUGUUUCCCUUUUCCCUUAAAGCCUCUGGUUCAUCAGAUGAACAGAGUCAUUCUCCUAUUGCUGAAAGCAAUGAUAAUGUACCUGACUCUCAGCAUCAGAUAAGAAGUCCAGUCAGGACCCAGUCUGCUGAAGAAUCAGUUCUGCCUUGUGCUGACAAUACUACCACACAAAAAACCACAAACAGUCCUAAAAGUGCUCUGAAGUCACCAUCUUCAAAGAGUAGAACGUCUCAGAAUUUAAAACUUAGAGUGACUUUUGAGGAGCCUGUUGUGGAAAUUGAACAGACAGUUCCUGAAUUAGAUAACAGGAAGGGCACAGAAAGUGAAGGAACGUUACCAAGGUCGGCACCUAGUUUAGAAAUGGGUGAACCAUUGAACAGAUACAUGGGACAGUUUCACUCACCAGUGGAAUCUAUAAACAGUAACCAGAACAACAAUAAUUCACAAGCUACCCAUUUAAACAUGACAUCCACCCCUAAUUUACCACUGAAUUCCACAGGAAGGAAAUCAGGAGGGUCAAAAGCAAGUUGUGUAACUCCCACAAAAGUUAAUGCCAAGACACUGAGUGUGUUAAAAUCCACCAAAUAAUCCAUUGUUUUAAUUUUUUGAAACUUACUAAAACUCUAAACUAACAUUUCAAAAAUUCAAAAUAGUACCAAAUUUUAUUAUAUGUACAUUUGUAUAGAAGAAACCUAGCUGAAUAAAUUUUAAAAUAUUUUGACCAUUCUUUCUACCUGUUUUUUUAAAAGAUCCUAAUGUAAACUCAAAUGAUAUAGAUAAUAGUUUUUAAAGCACUUA